AUGUUCCUCUGCGCAGGUGACCAACAGAAGAGCCAACAGCUGACCCUGGUGCUUCUCGGGGAGUCGGGCUCUGGGAAGAGUGCCAGUGGGAACACCAUCCUGGGAAUGAAGGUUUUUACAUCAAAGCCCAGCUCCAUGCCUGUCACCACUGAGUGUGAGAUGCAGACAAAGUCUUUCUGUGGUACAGUGGUGAGAGUCAUCGACACUCCAGACUUCUUUGAUGACACUCUUGAGAUGCAAAGCAGAGACAUUCUGACGUGCAGAAAGCUAUGUGAGGGUGGUCUGUGUGUGUACCUGCUGGUCAUUCAGAUUGGCCGUUUCACUGAGGGAGAGAUAGGCAUUUUAGAGAGGUUAGAGAAAGCACUGGAGACCACUGUAAGGGACAGAGCCAUCAUCCUCUUCACAAAUGGGGAUGAUCUGAAAUCCAAAAUUGAUGAUUUUGUCAGAAACACCAAUCGAUUCCUCCAGCAGGUCAUUGACAAGUGUAGCGGGAGAUAUCAGGUGAUAGAUAGUCCUCGGAGGGAGGCAGAAAAGCAGGUGAAAGAGCUCAUGGGAAAGAUAGCUGACCUGGUGCAGAAGACUGACAAGGUUUAA
Messenger RNA from Clupea harengus (Atlantic herring), 594 nucleotides. RefSeq names its product GTPase IMAP family member 1-like. NCBI's taxonomy places the organism in Eukaryota, Metazoa, Chordata, Actinopteri, Clupeiformes, Clupeidae. Bases 1 to 594 code for a protein of 197 amino acids. The transcript has a single exon. The record is from RefSeq and is a predicted model, not a curated record.